Ostrinia furnacalis (Asian corn borer) is the source of this 2747-nucleotide messenger RNA. Its product is annotated as proline-rich extensin-like protein EPR1. The transcript is spliced from 10 exons. Bases 118 to 2388 code for a protein of 756 amino acids. Gene Ontology annotation, molecular function: protein binding; serine-type endopeptidase inhibitor activity. NCBI's taxonomy places the organism in Eukaryota, Metazoa, Arthropoda, Insecta, Lepidoptera, Crambidae. The record is from RefSeq and is a predicted model, not a curated record.
GACAUGCGCACGAGUUUAUAAACAUAGUUCCAUCGCCGCCGCUCGCAGUGACCAGUGACCCGCCGGCCGGUAACACACAACCAGUUUAAAUUUAAAUUAUUUUACUCAAAAACAAAAAUGGAGAAGCUGGCCGUGCUCUUUGUUUUCGCCAUUUUUGCCAGUGAAGCAUUUGGACAAAAUAACAAUAAUGGGGACUUGGAUGACCGAUUUGGAAACCAGUUUGCGGCCCUGUUCCCUGGUAUGGGUCAGCAACAGUUCCGACCAAACCAGUUCCCUGGUCAGAACCAGUUCUUCCCUGGACAGAACCAAUUCCCUGGACAGAAUCAAUUCCCUGGACAGAAUCAAUUCCCUGGACAAAAUCAGUUCCCUGGACAGAACCAGUUCCCUGGACAAAACCAGUUCCCUGGGCAGAACCAGUUCCCUGGUCAGAAUCAGUUCCCUGGACAAAAUCAGCCUUCCACCGUUCCUCCAACCGGGAGCACCACCAUGUCCAGCGCUGUCCAAGCCUGCAUCUCCAGCUGCCCAGUGACCGCUGAAUACAACCCAGUGUGCGGCACCGACAUCAUCCAGUACCCCAACCCCGGCAGGCUGGGCUGUGCGCAAGCGUGUGGCGUCAAUGUCAGCCUCCUAAGGCAAGGACCCUGCCCGGCCACCACCACUGCUGCCCCUCCCAGUUGGAGCACCACCAUGUCCAGCGCUGUCCAAGCCUGCAUCUCCAGCUGCCCAGUGACCGCUGAAUACAACCCAGUGUGCGGCACCGACAUCAUCCAGUACCCCAACCCCGGCAGGCUGGGCUGUGCGCAAGCGUGUGGCGUCAUUGCCAUAGCGGCAUUGGGAACAAUUCCGGGACGAGUGCGGGGUCACUGGCAUCACGGGCCUCAUCACAACUACGGCCCACCACAUCACGAUUAUCAUGGACCGCCACAUCACGGUCCACCAGGACCGCACCACGGACCGCCAGGGCCCCACCACGGACCGCCAGGGCCCCACCACGGACCACCGGGACCGCACCACCACCCUUGGGAACGCGAUUCUGACGAGUCACCCGAAUGGAGUGGCUCCGAUUCUGAAAUCUCUGGCAGCUGGGAAUCGCCUUGUCAUCAUGAACAUUCAAGACCGCCAAAGCCCACCCCACCACCGAGGCCUCCCAACCCUGGACCCAAUCCAAAUCCUUUCCCACAACCAACUCCUCAACCAUUCCCUAAGCCAACUUUUAAUCCGAAUCCAUUCCCGCAACCAACUCCUGUGCCUUUCCCAGGACCUAACCCUAAUCCAAACCCUUUCCCGCAACCAACUCCUGUGCCUUUCCCAGGACCUAACCCUAAUCCGACUCCUUUCCCGCAACCAACUCCUGUGCCUUUCCCAGGACCUAACCCUAAUCCGACCCCUUUCCCGCAACCAACUCCUGUGCCUUUCCCAGGACCUAACCCUAAUCCGACCCCUUUCCCGCAACCAACUCCUGUGCCUUUCCCAGGACCUAACCCUAAUCCAGAUCCUUUCCCUAAGCCUACUCCUGUACCUUUCCCGCCGCCCACGCCAACGCCGUUCCCUCAACCUACUACUGAGUCUUUUACAAAGUCUACAGUUACGCCAGUACCCGAUCUCCAUGCCUGUAUGCUUACCUGUCCUGUGACACAAGAGUUAAACCCAGUCUGUGGCUCUAACGGUGAGGAGUAUCAAAACCCUGGAAAAUUGAAUUGCGCCAAAUAUUGUGGAGUCAAUGUGGAGCUCGCCAGAUAUGGUAAAUGUCCUACAAACGAAGGGAAAACUUUGAGGCCUCCUCCUCCCCGACCCGAAAGAGAUGUCCAAGCAUGCAUGAGAAGCUGUCCCGUGACGUCAGAGUACAACCCAGUCUGUGGAUCUAAUGGCUUGGAGUACUCCAACCCUGGCCGGUUGAACUGCGCCAAGAUGUGUGGAGUCAAUGUGGACCUCGUCAGAAGAGGCAGAUGCCCCACAAACGAUGGGAGUACUGUGAGCCCGCCUACUCCCCGACCUGACAGGGAUGUCCAAGCGUGCAUGAGAAGCUGUCCCGUGACGUCAGAGUACAACCCAGUCUGCGGCUCUAACGGCUUGGAGUAUUCCAACCCAGGACGGUUGAACUGCGCCAAGAUGUGUGGAGUCAACGUAGAAUUACUCAGAAGGGGUAGAUGCCCGCCGCCAGAGCCCACUUCGAAUCCGAUCACCAACCCUACUCCCCCUGUGACUGUGACGGAGAGCCGAGAGCCGGAGACACGGCCCACGCCACCAACGAUUCCCCCCACCAAACCGACCACUCCUGGAGUAACCUUUACCAUUGACAAAGAUUUGCUGGACCAAAUCUUCAGCACUACCGAAGAAACGGGUCCAGAUCUAACAGGCCUGAUAGACGAAAGACAUCAGGAUGACUGAUAGAUUGGUGAUCUUGCUCUCUUUCAUCUAGAAUAGUCUGAUUUUGUAGAACAUUUAAGUACGCUUCUAAAAGCGCCACUUAAGUGAAUAGCCCACUAGCAAUGAAGUCUAUCGAAAUAAAAGUAAUAAAGUUAAUAUAAUUAUAAUGUGAUAAAUACACGCAACUACAUAGUAAUAGUAAAAGCUCUGUGAAAUGAAAAAGAAGAAGUAGUUUAUCAUACAUAUAAAUUAUAACAUGAAUUACUCACGAUGGUCAAUAAGUAAUAAUGAAACAAUCGUUAUAAUUAAUAGAAUUCCUUAAUGUGGUGCUUUUAGAGCCCUUAAUAAAUUAAUUAACUGCAAUCAAUUUUCAAAUUUAU